Molecule: messenger RNA, 1567 nt
Organism: Paramecium pentaurelia
Lineage: Eukaryota; Ciliophora; Oligohymenophorea; Peniculida; Parameciidae
Source: the annotation of a GenBank genome assembly
AUGGCAUUAUUAGGUAAAACUUUAAAAGGACGUACUACAAAGCCUGGAGGUACAGAGUAGAAGAGAAAUAUAAAAAUAAGACAGAUAACUAAAUCUUAACAAGAAUUUGAAGAGAGUUAAAAGUAGGCUUAAGUAAUUUGAUGUUAUUGAUAUAGUUUAAAAAAGAGUAACUGCGAAGUAAAAUUAGAGAGGAGCAAAAGAUUGUUAAUUUCAAUACAAAGAAACUAAUGGCUUAUUGGAGAAGAACUAUGAGAGCUGUAAAAACAGAAUAAUUGAAACAAGAUAUUGAAUUAUAUUCUUAGAACAAUAAAAGGGAAUUAGAUUCAAAAGAAGCUUUCAUUCAAAUGCUUGAUAAGAAUUUAGAUGAAGCUGAAGAUCAAUAUUAAAUUGCAUUAAGGAACCAUCUUAUUCAUUUAGAGAAUUUUCAUUUAUUAUAAGAGAGUAGAAAUAGGGCAUUGUUGGAAGAAUUUGAAAGAGAUAUCAAAAUACUUUAAGAAGAAUUUUAAUUAGAAUUUGAUGAUAUGACAAAGACUCAUAAAUAAUAAGUUAAAGAAUUGGAAGACAUGAUUAAAACAGUAGAAGAAGAGGAGAAAAGAAAGGCAGAAUUAGCUAAGAAUUAACAUUAAACAAAUAGAGAGGAAACAAAGAAUAAAGAUGUAGAAGAUACAAGUUAGAUGAAAUAAUAAUUAGAAGAUAAAUAAACUAAAUUUUAUAAUGAUUUAGAAUAGAUGCAUUAAAAAUAUCAAUCUGAUACUGCAAAGAAAACUGAAGAUCAUACUAAAUAUUAUGAUGCUAAUAAAGAUAUGUCAAAAAAAAUAGAAAGAUUGGUUAGAUCUAUAGCUAGUAAGAAAGCUAAGAUUGAUUUAACUAAAUAUAAAAUUUUAUAACAUACUAAAGAAUGCAAUGCUAGAAAUUAAGCUUUAAAAAAAGAAAAAGAAAAUAUUGCCAAAAAUUACUAAGAUUUAAAAUUGAAAAUGAAUAAAUUUAGAGAAGAAUAAUAAAGAUUAUUAAAAGAAUUAGUAAAUAAUAGUAGAAAUGCUGUUUUAAAAUUAACUGAAUAUAAAGAAUUAGGAGAAAAGAUAUUAAAAACAGCUGAACUUUGUAGGAGAUUAGAAACUGAAAGAGAGAAAGUAUUACCAUUUUAUGAAGAUACAGUUGAUAUGGAUUAAAUUCCAGAGAAUUUAAAGGAUGAUUUUGAAGUAAUAGAAAAAGAAUAAUAUGAAGAAUUUGCUUAUCUAAAUAAUUUCUAUAAGAGAUACAAUAAGGUAUAUAAAAUUAUAUUAUAUAUUAGGUUUUAUUGGAUAUAUUGGCAAUUUAAAAAUAAAAAGAAGCUUUAUAAAAUGAGAGUAAUUAAUUAUAAUCAUUACUAAAAUAAUAUUUGGAUGGAUUAUCAUGUAAUGAUGAUGUAUUAUCAAAUCCAAAUCCAUUAUUUGUUAAAAACUUUAAUAUUGAUUUAGGAGAAAAGUAAGUGACUGGAGAUUUGUAGUAAACAGUUAUAGAAGGUGUAUUUAAUGUAAGAAGCACUUAAAUGUAAUUAUAAGGAUAAAGGGUGGGACCAUUUUAAUGA